Molecule: messenger RNA, 1398 nt
Organism: Calliphora vicina (urban bluebottle blowfly)
Lineage: Eukaryota; Metazoa; Arthropoda; Insecta; Diptera; Calliphoridae
Product: acyl-coenzyme A thioesterase 9, mitochondrial-like
Exons: 3
Coding region: 48-1370 (440 amino acids)
Biological process (GO): acyl-CoA metabolic process
Cellular component (GO): mitochondrion
Molecular function (GO): fatty acyl-CoA hydrolase activity
Source: RefSeq, a predicted model, not a curated record
UGUCAACAAAAAAUAUUUUUUAUAAUUGUCUUGUUUAUUAAAUUUGUAUGUUAAAGACAUUAAAAUUCUUAGGAAAUUGUUAUUACAACAAGAAAUAUGUUAACAAUUCAAUACUUUUGAAAUUGGUGACUUAUAGCUCUUCAGCAAAUAUUGGCUUAAAAAAUGAUCUACCUAAAAAAUCGGGCACUAUGAAAGAAGUUAAUCUCAAAAUAAUGCAAAGAUUGGGCUUAGAAACCGGCUACAUUAGAGAGGCUGAAAAUCGCGAGCAUCUUUUAAAAUAUACCCCCCUACAACAGGAACUACCAGUUCGCUCUAUGAAGGAUUCCUAUAUGGAGGCAUAUAUACCUUUAAGUAUUUGUGCCGAUAUGCAGGUGAAUUAUGUCAGUCCUGUGGGAACAGUGCGCUUGGGUCGGCUUAUGGAACAAUUGGAUAUGUUUGCAGUGUGGAUAUGUCAACAACAUGUGCUACUACCCAAAUUACCGGCCAACGAAUAUUUGCCCUAUACAUUUGUUACCGUCUUGGUGGAUAAAAUGAUGUUUUCAAAGUUACUGCCAUUAUACAAUCAAGAUAUACGUUUAACUGGUCAUGUGUCAUGGGUGGGUAGGACAUCAUUGGAGAUAAGUGUUUGGUUGGAGCAAAAACAUCAAGACAACUUUCGCCAAAUAACGCAGGCGGUAUUUCUAAUGGCUGCUCGCAAUGCCACAAAUACCCAAGCGGCUCCCAUCAAUCCUUUAGAGCCAAGCAAUGAACAAGAAAGAGAAAUUUUCAAUUUGGGUGAAGAAAGACGUAAAAUUCGCAAACGUUUACAUGAAACAUCGAUAUUUAAAAUAAAACCCUCGGAAGAGGAACAUUCCCUAAUGUACGAUCUAUUUCAGAAGACUACCAAUAACACGCAUCUACAAUUGAAUAAUCGUUUUUUGCCCAGCAAAUGUCGUUGGAUGAAUGAUUCGUUUAUUGUUAAUACUUUCCUGUCCUUUCCCGAAAAUCGUAAUGCUCAAAAUACCGUAUUUGGUGGCUUUCUAAUGCGACAAUCCUAUGAAAUUAGCUGGAUGAGAGCCUAUCUGUAUUGUGGCCAACGGCCGACAUGUGAACGUUGCUGUGACAUAAGUUUCGAAAAGCCCGUGCAAAUGGGUUCCAUUAUUAAAAUGAUUGCCUAUGUUGUGUAUACAGAAGAUAGAUUUAUGCAAAUUAUGACUGUGGCAGAGCUUUUAGAUGCUAGUGGUGAAGGGGCCCAUACCACGAAUACAUUUUACUAUACAUUUUCGUGCGGGCAUAAAGUUACGGUGGUCUUGCCGAAAUCCUAUCAUGAAACUAUGUGGUAUAUACAUGGCAGGCGAAAAUUUUAUUAUGCAAUGGAUAAAGUUAAAUAAAAAUUUAAAAUUUCUGGUUUUAAUUCAA